UUAAACAAUCAGCUGCCAAUUUUCCUCGUGAUGGGAGCAAACGACCAUUACACUAAAAUCCUGCUUUCUAAAAGCGAGUUGGCGCAUGUCUAUCGGCAGGUCUUCUACGCCUCACAGGAGAAGUUCAAAAAGCUUCUCCCAGGUUGUGCUCCCCAUGACGAGUUUCUGAUGCAGGUGCAAAAUAUGAUGAGUGCUAAUCUUGAGACCACUUUUGAAAAGGCCAAAUACGCCUUGAUAGUAGACGGCGAGGACUUGGCCGACAACGAUGUUCAUCUUAACAAGCUUCUCACCAUCGAAGAAAGAGAAGAGGUGGUGCCUUUUGACACCGAGUUGAACCAGCAACUACGAGAUUUGAUCAAGCAAGUCGAAAACGAGACCACCGAAGUCACUCAGCUUCGGCGUGAAUUACCUCAAGAGGCGCGGGCCGCCUAUGAGAAGUUGGUCUUGUCCAUCGACCAGCAGGUGACAGACUUCAUCAAGGAAAUCACAGAGAAUGCGGAAACUGAUGAGAACUUCGGGUCCCUGGACAGCGGCAUGAAAGAACUCAUGUCGGCUAUGGAAAGCAGCCAGGUGCCUAUCCAAAACUCAGAUACUAUCCGGGCACGAAUCCUGGAGAGCCUACAAAAUCUCUAUUCUUUAAAGAAAGAACUUCCUCAGCUCCGGAGCGAGCUCCAGAGCUGUGAUGACACCACGGCGUUUAUGAUGAAUGUGUAUGAAAAAUUAAAGGUUGAACGCAGACUAUUCGAAUGAUGAGGUGGUGUAGUGGAAACAUGCUCGGGAUCCACUCUUGACAAGCAGAUCAUAUGGUAAUUCACACCAUCACUAGGCCUUCGGCGAUACAUCACAAUUUGGGGAUUUGAUUCGUGCUGCUAGUUUCUGAAAUAUUGUUUUAUAGCUUGGCUUUUGGGGUUUAUACGCAAGUCUGUGCCUUUGGACGACUUGCUAAUAGAAGCACGCAAUGAAAAUGUGUCCGACAGUUUAAGAUUAAAGUGGAGCUGCUCAAAACAAAGGUCAUUAAGGCCCUAGGCAGUCUUAUUCAG
Messenger RNA from Metschnikowia bicuspidata var. bicuspidata NRRL YB-4993, 1040 nucleotides. Its product is annotated as MIND complex subunit. Gene Ontology annotation, biological process: mitotic sister chromatid segregation. The transcript has a single exon. NCBI's taxonomy places the organism in Eukaryota, Fungi, Ascomycota, Pichiomycetes, Serinales, Metschnikowiaceae. Gene Ontology annotation, cellular component: kinetochore. The coding region runs from base 31 to 750 and encodes 239 amino acids. The record is from RefSeq and is a predicted model, not a curated record.